GUGUUCUUUGAUAUGUGUUUGAUGUCUUUGUUUUUAAUUGAAUGAAGUGGUUUCGUUGCUGUUUCGUGUUGUCUGUGGUUGUGUAACAUAAGACUAAGAUUGUGUAUUUGAGUGAAGUCUCAGGAUCGUUCAGCUGAAUGAUUAGUUUGAGUAAGUGUUGGAGAUCUCACUCUUCAUCAUGAAUCAAACACAAACACCCCGAGAUCAAGAGCUUUCUCCAGGAUGCAGUUCAGUUGAUCAGAAGAAAUCAGAAGCAGAGUCCAGCUGUGUGUUUAUGAAGAGAGACGAGUCUAUAGGUCAUCCACAACAUCUCAGUUCAGUUCAUCAGAAGAAAUCAGAAGCAGAGCCCAGCUGUGUGUCUAUGAGGAGUGAUGCUUCUUUGCCUCUUCCACUUCAUUUUAAGAGUGAUGACACUAGGUUUAACCUCAAGUCAAUCCUGCAACACAGAUCAGUAACAAAACCCGUCUGUAAGAAAUAUGACCAGCCUAUGAAUCAACCACAAGACAGCACGUAUCCUGGUGUAAGCCAUGAAGUCCUCAACACGUUCAGAUCAAAUCUGCUGAAGAAGUUUGAGCGUCUGUAUGAGGGAACAGCGACGCAGGGAAACCCAACACUCCUGAAUGAGAUCUACACAGAGCUCUACAUCACAGAGAGUGAGAGUGGAGAGAUCAGUAAUGAGCAUGAGGUGAGACAGAUUGAGACACAAUCCAGUAGAGCAGCAACAGAGGACACAGCCAUCAAAUGCAAUCACAUCUUUACACCUUUACCUGGACAAGACAAAGCCAUCAGAACUGUGCUGACAAAGGGAGUCGCUGGCAUUGGAAAAACAGUCUCUGUGCAGAAGUUCAUCCUGGACUGGGCUGAAGGGAAAGAGAAUCAGGACGUCCAGCUCAUAUUUCCACUGCCUUUCAGAGAAAUCAACCUGAUGAAGGACAAAACACUCAGUCUUUCAAAUCUUCUCCAUAUCUUUUUCCCUGAAACUAAAGAAAUGGAAAUAUCCAGUGAUGAAUAUAAAGUGUUGUUCAUCUUUGAUGGUCUGGAUGAGUGUCGUCUCCCCUUAUAUUUUCAAAGAAAUGAGACUCUACGGGAUGCAAACAAAGAGACUUCAGUGGAUGUGCUGCUGAUGAACCUGAUUGAGGGGAAUCUGCUUCCCUCUGCUCUCAUCUGGAUCACCUCCAGACCAGCAGCAGCUGAUCUCGUCCCCUCUGAGUGUGUCCAUCGAGUGACAGAGGUACGAGGCUUCAAUGAUCCACAGAAGCAGGAAUACUUCAGGAAGAGAAUCAGUGAUCAGAGUCUGGCCGAAACAAUCAUCUCACACCUGAAGUCAUCAAGGAGCCUCUACAUCAUGUGCCACAUCCCAGUGUUCUGCUGGAUCUCAGCCGCUGUUCUGGAGAAGAUGUUGAGUCCAGCAGAGAGUGGAGAGGUUCCCAAGACUCUCACUCAAAUGUACACACGCUUCCUGAUCCUUCAGACCAACAUCAAACGUUGAGAAGAGUGUGUCA
Messenger RNA from Onychostoma macrolepis, 1502 nucleotides. RefSeq names its product NLR family CARD domain-containing protein 3-like. The transcript has 5 exons. The coding region runs from base 179 to 1489 and encodes 436 amino acids. Lineage: Eukaryota; Metazoa; Chordata; Actinopteri; Cypriniformes; Cyprinidae. The record is from RefSeq and is a predicted model, not a curated record.